UUAGCUCAAAAUAAGUGUUUAAAUAAUUUAGUUGUCUUGAUUGAUCAUUAACGGAUAUAUCUGACUGCUAACGAACAUGCAUGGUAUGUUUAGGAGUAGUUACAAUCGAUAAGCUAUUGAAUAUUUUGUUACUUGCAUGAGCGACUGAAGUGGUAAUAUAAUAAACCGAUUCAUUAUUGCACUUCCUAUAAUGAUAUCGGUUUAUCGAGUUAUGUUACGGCGACUAACUACACACACGUUGUCGUUUAAUACACAUACCUGGCUAUAUUUGAGAUGGUUUAAAGAAGUGAGGUAGAUCUAUUAAUGAAAAUAUGUUGAGGAAGACAAAAAGAAAGAUUUGUAAAAUAAUUUCUGUACUGAUUAUAUUAUGGAUAAUUUUAGUUCCUCUUCGUACUAUUGUGUAUCUACUUUCCGAAUUUGUGUUUUGUGUGAAUACAUAUGAGAUACCUGAAAUAUAUUCUGCACAGAGGGAUAUACAUGAACGCUUGCAUAUACCCAAACGAAUACACCAAGUGUUCUUCUUUGAAACGAGCUCAACAUUACCGCGAAAGUUACAAAAGGCCCAACAGUCAUGUAUAGAGCAGCAUCCUGGGUAUAAAUAUACUCUUUGGAAUAAAACAAUGGUGAAUGCACUUAUUGACCGGGAAUAUCCGGAUAUAAAAGAUUUGUACAACAGUUAUGGACACUGGGUUAAACGGGCAGACGUCGCACGGUAUCUCGUGUUACACCAUCAUGGAGGCUGGUACAUUGAUAUGGAUAUUGUUUGUAAACACAGCGUUGAAGAGCUUUCGACAGAAGCCGAGAACAAAGGUGCGAGUGUAGUUGUACAUACAACGGGACCGGUUGGGUUUUCAAAUGACUUCAUCGGAAUCAGCAGACGACACCCUUUCUUGGCUGACGUCAUGAACGCAUUACGUUAUUCAAAAAGAUGGUAUUUUGUUCCGUAUGCGUCAGUUAUGUUUUCAACUGGGCCAACGUUUCUUUGGGGAAGAUAUUUAAAUUAUCCUCGAAAGGAAGAGUUUAACAUCAUAGAAAAUCAGGAUCGUUACCUUCACAUUCUUCAUGGUUCUUCUUGGCAUUCCGUGGACGGCGUAGUGAUCUGGUACAUAUUUCGAUACAGUCCGGACUUUUGGAUGAUUUUGGCAUGUAUUUUUACAGCGAUAAGUGUUUCAUCACAUUUAUAUUCAAGUGAAAGCAAAAUUGUAAAAUUUAUAGAAAGAACUAUUCGUUAUUUUAAAAAUACUUUUAUAGGAUAAAGAUAUGCUUUUUAGAUAUGACUUAUACUUCGUGAUUGUGAGUGCCAGAUAUUUCAAGAAUCUACUUUUAAUACUGGAACGAACAGUAUUAGCUCUUUAUUUAUUUCUAUUUCAUGUUCAUUCCUUAAUGCCCAAAUAUCAAUCUAUAUCUAGUCCUGGGUUGAUUUUGUUCCAUACGACCUUAAAAGUAUUUUACAGUUGUCACAGUUAACAUAAAAGUAUUUUAAGUCCCGUGAAAUUAUUUAUGUAUCGGAUCUUCGGAUAUUAAUGGUGGCUCCUACAGGCUGCGACUCCCUAUCCGCAAACAAUCUGACUAAAGUACAUUUCAAGUUAACGCUACGCUUUGGAUCUGAAGACGUGCUGUUGAUAGACUUUAAAAAAAUUAUAUUUAGCCUGGGUUUUUCAUAUUUAUAAUAAUAACUCUUAUGACGACCACAUCAUGACUGCUAGUUCUGGCUACCAAAACUUAACUGACACUGUUUUUAUUUUCUGAUGGUCGCGUCCAUUAAGAUCCGUAACAGCAAAUAAACAUUUCUGAGCAGACUUUUUUAGCUACAUGACUGCGCCCUCGUGUUUUGAGAGGUAUCAUAUGUCCCGGCACGGACUUGGUCACGUAAGGGGAGAUUAAGUGUCAGGCAGCCGGUUAGCUCAGUCGGUAGAGCACUUGCCCUGUAAGCAAGGGGGGCCGGGUUUGAGCCCCGGACUGACGGUACAUUUUUCUCACCCAGUGACAUUCGACGCUAUUUUGAUGGUUCAACCAAAUUCUUGUUGAAACGAGUCGUCUGACUGGUUCAAAUAAAAAUAGAUUUCCGAAAAUAAAAAUACCAAUAUCGGAAAUCCAAAUAUACAGAAAGAUGAAUGUGUAUGGCAUGUCAAACGUUGCUAAAUUAUAUAUGUUUGUUUUUAUUAUUGUAUGUUUGUUAUUGUUAUUCAAUGUCGUGUCAUUCAUAUUCUAAAAUUUGCUAUUGUUAUUGUAUAUGUCGUUAUUCUUAUGGUAUGUUCGAUAUUCUUAUGGUAAAAGUCAUUAUUGUUAUUCUAUGUUUCGUUAUUGUUAUUGUAUCUUUGAUAUUGUUAUUCAAUGUCGUGUCAUUCAUAUUCUAAGUCUUACCAUUGUUAUUGUAUAUGUCGUUAUUCUAUUGCAUGUUCGAUAUUCUUAUGGUAAAAGUCAUCAUACCCAGAAAUCUAAGCCAAUUUGCUGGCUUAUUGGCGAAAUUGUCUCCCUUGAAAACAGCUUAUCGAGUGUAUCGAUUAGCCGUUAUCGGUAAAUUUACGCCUAUUGAAAUAUAGAAGGAGAAAAUCUUUAACACGUCAGAUGACAUCAAAAGCAUUAUCUGACAAUAUUAAUUAAGUUAUUGAAGUAAUCUGCAAUAUUUAAAUUUUCUUUCGAUAUAUUUUUUAAUAAAGUAAAUUAUGAUCUUUUUGCUUCACCAAGCGUUUGAAAUAAGUAACUAAUUUUGAUCCCGAGUCCCAUUGAUUUCUGUAGGAAAUGACAGAUUUUAAGCUUUACAUGGUCUUUUUAAAUGAUAUAUUCUCAUAUUUAUACUCGUCUCACAACAUUUAUUAAGUUAUUGAAGUAAACUAGAAAAAAGUUAAUCUUUUUUUCAAUGAGUUUAUUUGUAAGUUAUUCUUAUGUCUUCUUGCUUCCCUAAACGUUUGAAUAUCACUGAAUUUACUAAUUUUGAAAUUUUUGCCUGUCUUAGUAACUGACACGUGUAAC
This is a messenger RNA of Mercenaria mercenaria, 2973 nucleotides long. RefSeq lists its product as uncharacterized. Gene Ontology annotation, biological process: mannosyl-inositol phosphorylceramide biosynthetic process. The coding region runs from base 312 to 1256 and encodes 314 amino acids. NCBI's taxonomy places the organism in Eukaryota, Metazoa, Mollusca, Bivalvia, Venerida, Veneridae. The transcript has 3 exons. Gene Ontology annotation, molecular function: mannosyltransferase activity. The record is from RefSeq and is a predicted model, not a curated record.